UCUAGCUAACAGGCAUUUUAAUACCCAAAAAGAAAGCAGACACAAACUAAACUCUUCUUUGAUCCAUCACCAACAAUGAAAGAAAAUUCAGAAUCAUCAUCAGAAUACGGUGACAUCUCACCCAUCCCCGAAAACAUUUUAUUCGCGAAAUAUGAGAUCGGUCGUCUACUCGGUUGCGGUGCAUUUGCAAAAGUAUAUCAAGCAAGAAAUAUACAGACCGGGCAAACUGUAGCAAUAAAAGCCAUCAGCAAACAAAAAAUCGUACAAGAAGGAUUCGUGUCGAAUAUCAAGAAAGAAAUCUCGAUCAUGCGAAAGUUGCAUCAUACGUAUAUCAUCAAAUUAUUCGAAGUGUUGGCAACCAAAGCAAAGAUAUAUUUCGUAAUGGAGUUUGUCACAGGUGGUGAACUUUUCGCCAAGAUACCGAAAUGUAGAUGUCGAGAAGAUUUAACUCGACGAUACUUUCAGCAGUUGAUAUCAGCUGUUGGUUAUUGUCAUUCUCAUGGUGUUUUCCACCGUGAUCUUAAACCGGAAAAUUUGUUGAUCGAUGCUAAUGGUGAUUUAAAGGUGUCAGAUUUUGGUCUUAGUGCGAUCACGUCGCAGAACAGGGUUUUGUAUACAUGUUGCGGAACACCGGCAUAUGUGGCUCCAGAAAUAUUAGCUAGAAGAGGUUACAAUGGGUCGAAGAUUGAUAUAUGGUCAUGCGGUGUUAUACUGUUUUUGCUUAACUCUGGUUAUCUUCCUUUUGAUUGCAAGAGUCUGCCGGGUAUUUACGAGAAAAUACAUAAAGGCGAGUAUUGUGUACCUAAACGGACAUCACCGGGUCUACGACAUCUUUUUUCAAGACUUCUCGAUACGAAUCCAGCUACUAGGAUUACCGUCGACGAAAUUAUCCAAGACCCUUGGUUUUCGAAAGGUUAUAAAGAGAUCAAAUUCCAUGACUAUGAUGAUAAAUAUCUAACCAAAGGAAUGAAUCCUCAAAACGACAGCUUGAAUGCAUUUGAUAUUAUCUCAUUCUCUCGGGGGAUUGAUUUAUCAGGUUUGUUUGAGAGUUUCGAUAAAUCGGUCGCAGUGGAAAGUGAUCGAUUUAUUACUGCAGAGACACCGGAGAACAUUGCAACAAAGAUCGGUGAAGUCGCAGCGGGAGCAAAACUCACGAUGACGAAACAUGGUGAUUGGAAGCUAAAUUUGGAAGGGCCGAGCGGGAAGCUAUUUGUCGGCAUCGAAAUGUACAGGUUGACGGAAAGUUUAGCAGUAGUGGAAGUACGGUCAUAUGAAGGUGUUUGGGAGAAGAGAUUCCAGCCGCUCCUUAGUACACUGAUUUACAACCCGGAAACAAGCGCCGAAUAAUAUUAAUUAUGCCCGGAAGUGGGGCUGGCUUGGUCUUGCUUGGUUUUCUUCAGGGGUUAGGGCUCAGCUUUCGUUGUAUCACAUAUGAAGUACCAACUUGUUCUAGUGUUAGGUGGUGUGGACAGUGCAGGGCUAGGCAUGGGGCUGGCCCAGUCACUGUUUAAUAAGUUCU
This is a messenger RNA of Papaver somniferum (opium poppy), 1519 nucleotides long. RefSeq names its product CBL-interacting serine/threonine-protein kinase 14-like. The record is from RefSeq and is a predicted model, not a curated record. Gene Ontology annotation, biological process: signal transduction; protein phosphorylation. NCBI's taxonomy places the organism in Eukaryota, Viridiplantae, Streptophyta, Magnoliopsida, Ranunculales, Papaveraceae. The transcript has a single exon. Gene Ontology annotation, molecular function: ATP binding; protein kinase activity. The coding region runs from base 76 to 1347 and encodes 423 amino acids.